CCCACGGCCGCUCGCCCGCGGGUCACAAGAGGGAGCAGCCCCUGCCCCGUGCCCCGCUCCGCGGCGCGUAGCAUGAGGCUCCGGCUGCGAACGCGCCGCGCCGCGUGUCUCUCGGGCGGACUUUCUUGGCUCCCUUCCCUGCAGCCGGGGGCGGGGGAGGAGAGAUGCGGGGUGAGGUCACGGCUCCCCUGAGCCUGGCGCUGGGAUUUCAGACCCUCCCGCGGAGCUCCCAGCCCAGAGAGCGGAGCCUUUUGCCGAGCUCUUCCCGCCCCGGCCGCUGCCCAUGUCUGCACCCGCCGCCAACUCGGACCUCAAGCGGGCUUUGCACGGCAGCCCCGAGACGAGCGUCCAGCAUGAGCCCCCGCAGGCCGAGCCCAUGCCCAAGAACUACCUGGUCCUCAGCAUCUUCUCCUGCUUCUGCCCCGCGUACCCCAUCAACAUCGUGGCCUUCGUCUUCUCCAUCAUGGCUUUAAAUAGUUAUAGUCAAGGAGACAUAGAAGGAUCAAGAAGACUGGGUCGCAAUGCACUCUGGGUUGCUGUGGCAUCAAUCAUGAUUGGCCUUCUGAUUAUUGGGAUCUAUUGUGUAGUUCACUUCACAACGCAUGCUAUCUGAAGACCAGGACUGAGCAUGAAGGAUUAUCAUUAUCUAAACUCUGGGAAGGAAAUGCGUGAAGAAGGGGGAAAAAAAUCCUUCAUUCCAGACUGUUAGAUUUGACCCUCCAAGUCCCUCUCCAGAGGCAAGUUGCUGGUGGAUGAACUAAUAGUCCAAAGUUAGCACAUCAAAGUGGCGUGACCAGAUGUGCAAAGUUAUUUAUUUGAAAAAGAAUCUUGGUAUAGAGCAAUGCACACCCUCCUAUCCUAAUGUACAGUGGGUUCUUGGCCCGUUGUGACCGACUUUACUUUCUCUCUUAUGCAGAGGGUGCCCUGAGUCCAUGGGUGUUCACUGGUUGAACUUAGUGACACAAACCAACUUGUCUAUACUGUUUACAGCACAUGAUUCAUGGCCUCAUCCUAAGCCCGGUGAAGCUAGUAGUAUGACUCCCAUUGACAUCAUGGGGCUUUGGAUUGGGCCCUGAAAGAUUUGUAUAAUAUUUUAAAAUUGCCUUAGCAUGUAAUCAUACUAAAUAACAAAUUUAUGGUCAGUUUUUCUCUGCUAUAGAGUCACCCAGUUCUUUCCUUCUUAGUCAUCCCGAGCUUUUCUGUCUAUCACCUUGUUUUUUUUCACCAUCUGAAGGCUGAUUUUAAUCAGUUGAUUAUGAAGGGAAUCUCUUGUCCCAUAUUGUGAAUCUAUAUGCAUUUCUUCCAAACGACCUCUCACAUCUGUUGUCUUCUACUGUUGAGCCACCUUGCAUUGUCCCCCCCACAGACACACUUUGAACGUGCACUAAGCAUAUUUUCCUCUUCCGUGCUGUGUCUAUAAGAACAUUUUCUCAUUUUUUUUCUGACAAAAUAGGUGCAUUUUAGUCGAUGUGCUUGUCAAUCCAUUUUUUACAGUGUCUUUAGCAAAUCAGUUCAUCAGAUUGUGCCCCACUUCAUUAGUGUUUGUGUUUGAUUCACCAACUCAUCCUGCCGCGAUCGUUUGUAAGUCAGUGCACUCGGUAAGACACAGAUCCUGCCACCCUGAGUUACGCUGAGUAGCAUCGGACUAAUAAUACAACGACCUGCUCAGAGAGUGAGGUACUGAUCAGUAAGAGUGAGGGUACGUCUACACAGCCCAGGGUAGAGAACCUCUCAGCCCGGGACAACACACUCGGGCUAGCACGGCUUGCACUAACACUGUAAAAAUAGCUGUGUAGACAACGCCUUGAAGCGGCAGCUUGGGCUGGAGCUUGGAGUCAGAAGCCUAGGGAGGGGGUGGGCUUGCUGCCAGGGGCUGUGUAGAUGCACUCUAAGGAGGGAAGAUGCUGCCCCUAAGCAAACAGCAGAACGCAGGACAAUACAACUGCACUUUCUCAGCUGAAAACUUAAGAGAACAAAUUUGUUUUUGUAAGCAAAAUAAUCGGUGCUCAAGAAGGACGAAGGGCAGUAAAGAUUAACAUGGAGGGCCACAUCCUCCACUGGGGUAAGUCGUUGUAGCUCCGUUGGCUAAGUUAUUAUUACAACUUCAAUGUACACUCAUUCUCCUCUCAUUCACAAUGGUGUAACUCAGGAGUGACCCCACUGAAAUCAGUAGAAUUUUACUGGUGUAAAACAGGCGUCAAUGAGAAGAGAAUCAUGCCUGGAACGAGUACAACUACGCUAUUGCAAAGGAAUAAUCUUCAGAAACCUGUGCCUGUCAAAGCAGCUAUCCGGCAACAGAGUGUAUUUUCUGUGCACUGAGGUUAGGUUUUUAACAGAAUUGUACUGUGGGGGGGGGUUGUUUGUUUCUGCCUUUAUGGUGGCCAAUUUCUGAUUUUUCAUUGAAGUCAGUGAUGUAAAUUCUGUUCUUAAUGACACUAGUAUAAAUCUUGAGUCAUUCCACGAAGGUCAGGAUUUACACUGGUAGAAUUUGCCCAGUUUGGAGUUUGUUUGCCACUGAUUUCAAUAACCCCAGGAACUGCCCCGUUCUGAGCACGUCUUAAUGAUUUUUGGAUACUGUUUCACGGAUUACAAAUGUUUUGUAACUUGCAUUAUUAUCAGGUGUAACAAAAUUGUCAUUGAGAGGCAGAAUAAAAUUGGUUUUAACUAAUCAUGUUCA
Messenger RNA from Chrysemys picta bellii (western painted turtle), 2677 nucleotides. It is a transcript of the gene TMEM233, whose product is annotated as transmembrane protein 233. Gene Ontology annotation, cellular component: membrane. The record is from RefSeq and is a predicted model, not a curated record. NCBI's taxonomy places the organism in Eukaryota, Metazoa, Chordata, Testudines, Emydidae.